CACCACAGCUCUGCAAAUGAACAAAUGUGAAAAAAACUUAGCAAGGAAAACGCUCUUUAAUUUUACAUGAGUCAUGUGUUGGUGUUGAAAAACUAAAAUGGAGGUUAAUACUACGCUAUCAGGACGCAACUUCAUAGAUUUACGCAUCUCAACGCAGAAACUUCUCUCUUCGGCGAACCGGUCGCAGCAAUUUCUGGACAAUGAAACAGAGAGCGCCUCCGAGGAGGAUUUGGACGUGAAUACAGACAUCUAUUCUAAAGUUUUAGUUACUGUGAUUUAUCUCGUGUUGUUUGCAAUCGGAUGUUUGGGGAACUCGAUCACCCUGUACACACUUCUCACGAAGAAAUCUCUACAAAACCUUCAAAGUACGGUGCACUAUCACCUGGCGAGUCUGGCCAUAUCCGAUCUGCUCAUCUUGAUCCUCUGCAUGCCCAUUGAGUUGUACAACUUCAUCUGGGUGCAUCACCCGUGGGCUUUUGGGGAGGCUGUUUGUAAAGGGUACUACUUUCUACGGGACGGCUGCUCGUAUGCGACGGCGUUCAACAUCGCCAGCCUGAGCGUGGAGCGCUUCAUGGCCAUCUGCCACCCGUUCAAGGCGAAGAGCAUCAUGUCGCGGAGCCGCACCAAGAAACUCAUCAGCGCUAUGUGGGUCGCAUCUUUUCUCCUGGCUACUCCGAUGCUCUUCACCAUGGGACAGCGACUGAUCAAAGACGAAUUUAUAUGCACCACUAUUGUGUCCUCGAUAGCUGCUAAAACCGUACUGCAGGUGAAUGCCUUCCUGUCCUUUGUGGUUCCCAUGGCAUUGAUCUCGGCAUUAAAUGGAGUCAUAGCCAGUCAGCUACUGCGCAUGUUUCGGGAGUCUGUUCAGGAUAAUCGCAUCUGCAUCAUCGGAGGCAACGCUACAAUGCUUAGUAUUGCCGUUGAACCCAACCGUGCCCAAUCAAUACGCCAUGGAGUCAUGGUGCUGCGUGCUGUGGUCAUUGCCUUUGUGGUGUGCUGGCUGCCAUAUCAUGCCCGAAGACUUAUGUACUGCUAUGUCACUGAUUGGACACCUGCUCUCUUCGAUUUCUACCACUAUUUCUACAUGUGCACCAAUGUGCUCUUUUAUGUCAGCUCGGCCAUCAACCCCAUCCUGUACAACCUUGUCUCAGCCAAUUACCGGCAAAUUUUUUUUUCCACACUUCGCUACUUAAUCCUGCCAUGCCGCCAUAGGAAACAGAAGCGUGUUCUUACCAGACACUCUAUCAGCAUCUGCAGCAACCAGACCUUCUCCACCAAUGUCAUUAAAGAAACCAUUUACUGAAUGCUGUCAAGAUUCAGCCAUUCCAUUCCUCUGUUUCACUCAGCCAAGGAGAGACCACUGAAGUGAAGACUGUGAAGACUUCAUACUGAGUUAUUAUUACAAGAAUUCAUUAUGUCCAUGCAACUGAAUCACCAUAUGGAGCUUAUAAAUGUUGCAGAACUGGCACCGGAGACAAUUAUUAUGUUUAUGGAAGGAAUUGUACUACCAAAUACACACAAAAAAACAAUGUGCCGAAACAGUGUAAAAAAUAAAAGAAAAAGGAUAAUCUAUAUCCAGAUUAUUUCUCAUUCAAAAUAUGAAAUAUGUCUAUCUUUGGCAGUUUAAAGAGUGAAAAGAGAAAAACACAAUGAAGGGAACAGACUGCAAACAGUCACCAUUGUAUACACAGAGUCUUUAUAUCCAUGUUAUGUGUAAAAAAGGCAGCACUCUUGUGUGCAAACUGGAGAAGAGUGCAGGAUGAUGGGCAUAAAUGACUCUCUAAUUCUAACGUAGCUUCAUUUAAACACUGCCCUGUUCUGUAAUUUGCACAGAGAGAAGGGAGAGUCUUCAGAUUGCAAUGACAGAAUGUGUAACAGACUCACUGGAAAAAUUUACCUUUACCUAAACCAAGAAUUCACUGCAGUUUCCAGCUGAAAUGAACACUAGCGGCAGUAAAACAACAACUCUGUUUUACACAAAUUAUGAUUACUGGGGCAGAUUAUUUCACAAAUGCUUUUGAUAACUUUAUCAGUUAGGUUUAGGGCUUAAUAAAAGCUUUUUAUCUGCAACAAUUAGUGCAGUAAUGGAGAAAUAACUAAAGCUGAACACUGUGAUUUCUUAGAGAGCUGAGCAGCAAACUGAAUCUACAAAUAGUUUGAAUUUACUCAUACACACCAUAGAGAUGUG
This is a messenger RNA of Carassius carassius (crucian carp), 2188 nucleotides long. RefSeq names its product neurotensin receptor type 1-like. NCBI's taxonomy places the organism in Eukaryota, Metazoa, Chordata, Actinopteri, Cypriniformes, Cyprinidae. Bases 98 to 1303 code for a protein of 401 amino acids. Gene Ontology annotation, cellular component: plasma membrane. Gene Ontology annotation, molecular function: G protein-coupled neurotensin receptor activity. The record is from RefSeq and is a predicted model, not a curated record. The transcript has 4 exons. Gene Ontology annotation, biological process: neuropeptide signaling pathway.